UUAUCGCAGUUUGAACUGAAAGAGUACAUAAUACCAACUGAAGCACGUCCAACGAUUUAGUAUGCUUUUAAUUGAGAAAGUGUUGUACGAUAUAAUUUCAGGAACAUUUUAGCGUUAGUGUUUAAUAUCUGUGGUACUGAAAGUGUGAAAAACCAAUGAAAUAGUGUGUGGAAAUUACCGAAGGUAAUAUUUACUUCCUAUAAUGUAAUAGAUGUACCUACAUGUAUUGAAUCAGUCAUGGAACUAGACUUUGACUUUGAAUCCCCAAAUGAUGUUGAACCAGACUUUGGAUACGAUAUGACAAAUGAUGAUGGACCAGAUUUUGAAUGCGAUAUGAUAAAUGAUGAUGGACCAGAUUUUGAAUGCGAUAUGAUAAAUGAUGAUGGACCAGAUUUUGAAUGCGAUAUGAUAAAUGAUGAUGGACCAGAUUUUGAAUGCGAUAUGAUAAAUGAUGAUGGACCAGAUUUUGAAUGCGAUAUGACAAAUGAUGAUGGACCAGAUCCAGAUUUGGGAUUGGAUAUGGUAAAAGAUGGUGGAAACAAAAAAAGUAUUGGAGUAGGCAGUUCAAAAUAUGCAACGCCAAUAACGAAGCAUUCUUCAGUAAAAUCUGCUAAAUCAUCCACUCACGAAGAAGAGUUAAAAAAUAUCGGAGUACGUAGUUCAAAAAAUGCAAUGCCAAAAAAGAAGCAUCCUUCAAUAAAAUCUGCUAAACCAUCAAGUCACAAAGAAGAGUUACAACAAUGUGUAGCUAAAAAUAAAUAUGCAACAUUCAACGAUAUAUUUAAUAAAAACGGAUCAGCAUCUUUAGUGGCUGGUAUCCACAUCAAUCCAAAAAAUAAGCAAACCUUUUCUGUAGAAAAAUUUCUGAAUACAUUCCUGAGUAGCGAAGAGAAUGAAGAUAGAACAAUAGAAGAACUUAUGCAAGUGGUACAAUAUGUCGGUUUUAACCCUUCUAAAACAAACGAAGAAUUUUCGAAAAUAAAAGUUGGUAACGAAUUAGGCAACAAAGCAUUUUUGAUUUACUUAUUUUUAACUAGAGGUAGUAAUAUAGAUCUCAUUAGAAAUACUUCUGAUAGAAGAACAUCAGAAAAAUUGACUAAAUUACAAAAGAUCUACAACUUAAAAUCGAAAAUAUCAGACGGCGGUCCAACAGUAUUGACUUUAUCAAGAAUAGCCAUGACUAAUCCCACAGUAGUUGCCUCCAUGUUACAUAAGUUCGAUGAUAAUAACAAUAAAGUGAAAAGACCCGUGACAAAAAAAAUGCUUAAGAAAAUUUGUGGUGCUGAUUUUCCGUCAGUAUUAAUGAGUAAUAUUGUCGCAAGUCUUAUUCCAAAGGACCCUAGAGUGAUAAGUAAAGGCGAAUCGCAGAAAAUUCUCAACGCUAUCGCUUUGUAUACAGGCUUGGAAGCCCAAAAAACCAAACGUUCAUUUUCCGAAAAAAAUAUACAAGAAUGCGUACAUUUAAACGCUAAAUAUGUAACUCUGGCGUACAAGUCACAUUUUGUUAGCGAGAAGGAGCGACAAAGUGCGUUUAAAAAACCGUAUUUCAAAAAUGUUUACAAUAAAGGAAAAUUAUCUCUAGAAGUGGUUAAAAUAGAUAUGUAUAUGCAAAAAUUAAUCGAUCAAAUUAAAAAAAGUGAUCCGUUUUUUAAUAUUUAGACCGA
This is a messenger RNA of Agrilus planipennis (emerald ash borer), 1664 nucleotides long. RefSeq lists its product as uncharacterized. Lineage: Eukaryota; Metazoa; Arthropoda; Insecta; Coleoptera; Buprestidae. Bases 238 to 1659 code for a protein of 473 amino acids. The transcript has 2 exons. Gene Ontology annotation, molecular function: RNA binding. The record is from RefSeq and is a predicted model, not a curated record.